Raphanus sativus (radish) is the source of this 813-nucleotide messenger RNA. Its product is annotated as agamous-like MADS-box protein AGL62. Gene Ontology annotation, molecular function: RNA polymerase II cis-regulatory region sequence-specific DNA binding; protein dimerization activity; DNA-binding transcription factor activity, RNA polymerase II-specific. Bases 1 to 717 code for a protein of 238 amino acids. Lineage: Eukaryota; Viridiplantae; Streptophyta; Magnoliopsida; Brassicales; Brassicaceae. The record is from RefSeq and is a predicted model, not a curated record. Gene Ontology annotation, biological process: positive regulation of transcription by RNA polymerase II. The transcript is spliced from 2 exons.
AUGGCAAGAAACAGAAGAGGUAGUAAAAAAAUACAGAUUGUGAAAAUAGAGAACGAUGCCAACCUUCAAGUUACUUUUUCAAAGAGACGACAAAGUCUUUUUAAAAAAGCUAGUGAACUUUGCACCUUAUGUGGUGUAGGAAUGGGAGUUAUUGUGUUCUCACCAGGUCAAAAAGUAUUUUCUUUUGGCAAUCCAGAUAUUAGAUCUGUAAUCGAUAAUUUCAAAAAUCACAACCAUAAUCCUCUUAUACAUGCUGAAGACGGUUUGAACCCAACAAUCCAAAAUCUCAACAGCUUACUCACUCAGGAGUUGACAAACCUUGAAAUGGAGAAAAAAAGGAAGGAAGAGUUGGAUGACAUUCAGAAGAAGAGAGAAGAAACAGAAAAGUGGUGGGAAAAACCUCCGAGUCAACUUGACUUUAGUCAAAACACUUGUCUAAUUAGUGUUCUGGAAAAUCUGAAAAUGCAGUUGGUAAGUCAACCGUCCCAACACUUGCAAGCAAUUGAUCCUCCGAAUUAUUAUGGUGGAAGUUACAACAACAUUGUUGGUGGUGGCAAUGUCGAUAUUUUCGACCAAACAAGAAUGUUCGAUGGGAAUGCGUCCAACUAUAAUCCCAACAUGAUUAUUCCUAAUAAUGAACCCAUUUUCGGAUAUAAUGUUAACAACAAUGUUUCUGAAGCGUUCGGUCCAACAUCCCAUCUGAAUAUGCCUGAGUAGAACCAUGGGCAAUACAAGACCAAGGUCUUAAGGAAGAAGGAAGCUGCAAUAUAAUCCCAAUCAUGAUUUUCAUCACCUUCGACUUGGUUAUUUUGU